AUGGUGCUCCUGAAGUCGCCCACUGCAGAGAAGCAGCAAAUGCAGGACGUCCAGCCUCAAGAUCAGGACAGUCCAGUCAGUCCAUCAGCAGAUGAGAGUGCAUCACAUCUGCUGAGACAUCUGGACUGUGACGAGAUCACGAGGAACGAGGGGUUCCUUUUCAGAGCCACUCUGGUCCCAGAGCUGAAGGUCCUGCUGCUGCUGCUGCAACCCCCCUGGCUCCGCGGAACCGUGCGGGCGGUCAGUGUGAUCGGGCUGGCGAGCCCGGGGAUGGAGACAGGAUCUUACACUAUUCAGGGUCGGAGAGUGCAGGUGUACCAGCCAGAGUUUGGGGAGCCCUGGGCCCUGGGACUCGUAUCUCAGCAUGAUCCAGUUUCACACAUUAUGGAGAUUACCAUGGACCAGGUCCGUGUGAAAGGUGAAGAGACACAAGUCGUUGAUCCUCGGGUUAUUCAUGUGAUGCUUGCUGUGAAGCAGUUAGAGAAGAGCCCAGAUCGUCGCAAGAAGGAGGGUGAUGGUGGGAAAGGUGAGGGCAGUCGGCGGCGCAGGACAGCAUCUGAAGGAGAUGAAGACAUUACUCUGAAACGUUUCAAAGGAGCCGGAGAGGGCGCCUCUGACGGCCAGAAUGCCAAUGGCUCCAACAAGGAUGCUGAGGCUGUGGAGCACUCCCACAUAAGGAGCACAGGUUUUGUCAAGGAGAAUGGCAGUUUUGUCCCAAACCAAGAAAGAAUAUCAUCUUCAGUAUCAGCGGUGCUUCCUGCGUCCACUCCAACACCACCUCCAUUGAAGCCUGCCCCAUCGCCCUUUUCUAACACUUUUCCUUCUUUGGGUCAAAUGCCCAGCUUGGUUCCCGGGGCCCCUGCCCCGAAAUCAUCUUCCACACUCUCAGCAGCCGAGAGGGAGGAGGGAGGUGUCCUUUCAGGGUAUCCUAAAACAGCUGCCCUGGUGUCUCUAGGUCCUGUGACCAUUUCAUCACCUUCCCAAGACAACGCUUCAAGUGUGGCUCUUUCUGCUCCUGUAGAAGCAAACCUAAAGCCCAGUAAAUGGGGAUCAGCUCCAGAAGCAAGCAAGACCCCCAAGACCCCUGCUCUAGCUGCUGCAGGAUUUGGUAAACAGUCGAGUGAGGCAGUGUUUGGGGAUGUUCCCACACAGGCCAAUGGUUCUUCCCAGGAGGACAAGCCUUUUGGCUUUCCUUUUGGAGCUGCGAAGGAGUCACAGAGGCAGGACUCUGAUCCCUCACAGAACCUGUUCUUCCAAAUCAUGUCUCAGAACCAGAGUAUCACGCAAGGCCAGUCAAAGGCCUUCAAGUCAUUGUCCGAGUGCCUGAACAAGGAGCCGCCCAGCCUGUUCAAGCCUGCCGCUCCCUCCGAGGGUUUCAAAAAGGCGGUUGUAGCUUCUGCAUCCGCUGGACUGUUUGGUUCAGCACCUGCUAGUGGCCUGGCACCAAUGAAAGAGCCGCCAAAAGUGCCUGAUAUCAAGCCUGCAGGCAAUGGGAUCCUAAUGAACAAGCCUUUCGGAGCGGUGGGGGAGGCGCACAGCAAACUUCCAGCCGCUUUUCCAUCAGCCACAGGUCAAGCUGCGAGCUCUGCAGAGGCUCUGAAUCCCUCUUUGGGAUUAGGAACCAGCGGACUUGGAAGUGCCAGAAAUGUGAACAGCUCGAGCCCAGUCAGCAGUUUUGGUCUGCUGGCUGGCAACAAGGUUUCAGAAACUCACGAGAACCUUUUCCUACAGGCCACGAAGGAAACAAAUCCAUUUCUUGCUUACGGCGGAGCUGUUUCGCACAGCCCUUUUAGUGCAUUGUCAACUCCCAAGUCGUCAUCUGCGCUGUCCGCGUCUGCUGUCUCACCUUCAGGCAGCUCCGGUCUACUUGGUCAAGAUCCUCCUGGUGGUGAUGCCAAACCAAAUCUGUUCACCAUGGCAGAACCUCCUAAGGGAAUCUUAGCCCCCCAAUUCCCUGCUCCUGCUCUCACGACCACUCCAUCAUUCACUUCGGCUGCCCAGGAUGGACAACAAACGUCCAAACCAGACAAAGAGGGUUCAGAUGGCAGCCCGGGAACUCGCCUCGACACCGAAGGCCAAGAUGUGGCUAUGCCUUUCGACCAAACCAAGUUUUCUUUGGAGGAACGCAGUCAGUCCAUCAAAAGAGAUUCAGAGUCCAGUAGCAACAGUGACCUGUCUGAUUUGAGCGAGGGGGAGGACAACUCCGGCCAGAGCCAGAAACCUGUGGUUUCCUCAGCCAUUGAGGAUAAGAACAAGACCCAGCCUGUGGCUAAGAGCCGGCCACGGAGCAAACCCAUCAAAGUGGGACAGUCUGUGUUGAAGGACCAGAAUAAGGUUCGGCGCUUGAAGCAGUCCGGAGAGUCCUUUCUGCAAGACGGCUCCUGCAUUAACGUGGCGCCACACCUGCACAAAUGCCGCGAGUGUCGUCUGGAGCGCUACAGGAAAUCCCGCGAGGAUGAGGACGAUGAUGAUGACCCAAACGUGGCCUGCCGAUUCUUCCACUUUCGCAGGCUGGCUUUCACUAAGAAGGGAGUCCUUCGCGUGGAAGGCUUUCUGAGCCCGCAGCAGAGUGACAGCAUGGCAAUGGGGCUGUGGCUCCCCUCCCUCACAGCACAGGAAGGACUUGACCUGGACACGUCCAAAUAUAUUUUAGCAAACGUGGGUGACCAGUUUUGCCAACUGGUCAUGUCAGAGAAAGAGGCCAUGAUGAUGAUAGAGCCCCAUCAAAAAGUGGCAUGGAAGCGUGCUGUGAGGGGAGUGAGAGAAAUGUGCGACGUGUGUGAGACAACGCUGUUCAACAUCCACUGGGUGUGUCGCAAAUGCGGCUUCGGCGUUUGUCUCGACUGCUACCGGCUACGCAAGAACAGGCCACCUGAAGACGAGAGUCCUGAAGAAGACGUGUUCUCAUGGCUGAAGUGUGCUAAAGGCCAGCCACACGAACCACAGAACCUCAUGCCCACUCAAAUUAUACCUGGCACAGCCUUAUACAGCAUAGGUGACAUGGUACACGCAGCCAGAGGUAAAUGGGGGAUCAAAGCGAACUGCCCCUGCACUAGUCGACAUAGCAAACCCUUGGUGCGGCCCAGUGCUCCAAACGGCCUUUCACAGUCGGGUGCGGCUAACAGUGUGGGGAAUGGAGCCACUUCCACUUCAGCCACAACCCGUCCAAAUGGGGAACCUGCAGCGGGUGCAGUAGUCAAAACAGAGCCUGUUGAAGAGGCGGGCAGUGCUGACACAACGUCAGGCACCAGUGGGACAAACAGCAGCACUUCUAUCCCUGCUCCCGUCCUCACACCAGCUGCGAAAGAUGGCAAGGGCAGUUCCUCAGCCCUUCACUGGCUGGCUGACCUGGCCACACAAAAGGAGCCCAAAGAGUCUCUGCGCUCUGUGAUGGGUCGUGACUCUCGUACUCCAUUUGGUCUGGACUCCUUCGGCACCCUUUCCAAACACUCAGGGUCUAGUCCCAAGCUCUUCAAUAGUCUGCUGCUGGGUGCUGGCCCUUCCCAACCCAAAGCAGAGGGCACUAGUCUCCGAGAUCUGCUGAACUCUGGCCCCGGAAAGCUCCCGCAAGGUCCCGCCGAGGGAGGUGUUCCCUUCCCUUCAGUGUUCUCCACUGCUGGUCAGGCAGAUAAAAUGAAGGGAGGACUUCCUAACUUCUUGGAUCAUAUCAUUGCAUCAGUGGUGGAGACGAAGAUGGCAGAGGGUCGACGUUCGUCAGGGUCAGCAGAAGGCGGCGAGUCAGGGGCUGUUCCUCGCAGAGAGGGCUUGAUGGGUCUCAGUGUAUUAGACCCCCACACUUCCCACUCCUGGCUGUGCGAUGGCCGUUUGCUCUGCCUGCAGGACCCCAGCAACAGCAACAACUGGAAGAUCUUCAGAGAGUGCUGGAAACAAGGACAGCCUGUGCUGGUCUCGGGCAUACACAAGAAGCUGAAGGAAAAGUUAUGGAAGCCAGAGUCCUUCAGCCAGGAGUUUGGAGACCAGGAUGUGGACCUGGUCAACUGUAGGAACUGCGCCAUCAUCUCUGAUGUUAAAGUCCGAGACUUCUGGGAUGGCUUCCAGGUUAUUUCCAAGCGUUUGCAGGGUGGAGAUGGCCAACCAAUGGUACUAAAACUUAAAGACUGGCCUCCUGGAGAAGAUUUCAGAGACAUGAUGCCCACUCGGUUUGAUGAUCUCAUGGAGAACCUUCCUCUGCCAGAGUACACAAAGAGAGAUGGCCGGCUCAACUUGGCCUCUCGUCUUCCAAACUUCUUCGUUCGGCCAGAUCUGGGUCCUAAAAUGUACAAUGCUUAUGGUCUGAUCUACACAGAAGACAGGAAGGUUGGCACCACUAACCUGCAUCUGGAUGUAUCCGAUGCAGUCAACGUAAUGGUGUAUGUGGGCAUCCCAGAAGGAGACGGUGACCAUGAAAACAAAGCAGACCGCGCUGGAUUCAAAGAGGUGAUGCAGACCAUUGAAGAGGGAGAUGUGGAUGACGUGACUAAGAGAAGAGUCUAUGAGGCAAAGGAGAAACCUGGAGCUCUCUGGCACAUCUACGCCGCCAAAGACGCGGAGAAGAUCCGUGAGCUCCUGCGAAAGGUUGGAGAGGAACAAGGUCAGGAGAACCCACCAGACCAUGAUCCAAUCCACGACCAGAGCUGGUACCUGGAUCAGACGCUGCGUCGCAGGCUGUACGAGGAGUACGGAGUCCAGGGCUGGUCCAUUGUGCAGUUUUUGGGAGAUGCUGUGUUCAUCCCAGCUGGAGCGCCACAUCAGGUGCACAACCUGUACAGCUGUAUCAAGGUCGCAGAGGACUUUGUUUCUCCCGAACAUGUGAAGCACUGUUUUAGACUGACGCAGGAGUUCCGCCACCUUUCCACCACUCACACUAACCACGAGGACAAGCUACAGGUGAAGAACAUCAUCUACCAUGCCGUGAAGGAUGCUGUGGGAACAUUAAAAGCCCAUGAGCCUAAACUAGGCCGCUCUUAGUUGUUGAACUGGUGGUGGAGAAGUCACCGAGAGAUUGGGUCUCGGGGUGGGUGAGAUUUGGGUUUGGAUGAGGCCAGUGUGCUUGCAAAACUAGCUGUUUAUAAUGGAACGUCUCAGCGUUUUGGUAGGAUGAAGAUGCCGCUUCAUCAGUGUUACAAGAGCAUUGUUUAGUUUUACAAUCCUUUUCUCUGUAUUUAAAAAGUCUGUUCUUUUCUCAGCGUUUAAAAUGUGUUGGACUGUUCAGAGAGCUGGUGAUAUAAGCUGACAUGAAUCUUUUAAGGCCUACAACAAGGUUUCUUUAUGACUUCUGUGAAAAACAUGAGCACUGGGUUUCCUUCUUAGAGAGCAUUAAUUUUGUGCUCUUCAAUGAAGAAGAGCUUUUAGUUCAGAUGGGGGUCAACAGUAAUUAAAAUGAUUAAAAGAUUCCCGCCAACUUUUUCAGGAGAGGUGGAUAAGAGCAUGGAAGGGAACUAGACCAAAGUUUUUUAUUUUUAGUUUUAAGUUCCUGUUUUUGUUUUUUUGUCUUUUUGAUGAAAACAUGUUCUUUGCUUUUUUUGUAAUAUGCCAUUUAGGUAAUAUUUCACUGACAGCAAGUGUUAGACUGGCUUUGAGGAACGUCAUUCAAGAAUCAACAAUUCCAGUUCUGCAGAACUACUGGUCGUUAAUAUGUACCAAUAUAUAUAUUGAUCUUAGCAGUGCGAAUGAUUUUUUUUUCUUCUCCCAAAAUAAAGGUUUUCAAGAAAUGAUUUGGCCCUGUUGUUUGGAAAUUACACAAUGAAUUUCUUAGCUAUCUAUUUGUUUAAUGCUUACUAUUUUAUUUUAUAAGACAUUUUGUGGUUCAUGGAUGACAUUGCAAUAAACUAA
Messenger RNA from Sinocyclocheilus rhinocerous, 5832 nucleotides. RefSeq names its product lysine-specific demethylase 3B-like. Gene Ontology annotation, molecular function: transcription coregulator activity; histone H3K9 demethylase activity; chromatin DNA binding. Lineage: Eukaryota; Metazoa; Chordata; Actinopteri; Cypriniformes; Cyprinidae. Gene Ontology annotation, biological process: regulation of transcription by RNA polymerase II. Gene Ontology annotation, cellular component: chromatin; histone deacetylase complex. The transcript is spliced from 25 exons. The record is from RefSeq and is a predicted model, not a curated record. The coding region runs from base 1 to 4968 and encodes 1655 amino acids.